AAUACCAAGCGCCUCCCGUCACUGGAUCGUAUAUAAGCGGAAAGAGUCCUUCCUCUGCUAAACCAAUCGAGACUCCAAGUUCGAAAAAAUGGCCCCUCCCAAAGUGCUCAUGAUUGCAGAGAAACCUAGCAUCGCUCUAUCCAUUGCUUCUACAAUCUCCGGCGGCCAAAUGCAUAGUAGGAAAGGCACUACCGAGGUUCAUGAAUUUGAAGGAAUGUUUAAUGGAUUUCGUGCAUACUUUAAAGUCACUUCAGUCAUUGGACAUGUUUUCAGUGUAGAUUUUCCAGCAAAAUAUCAAGACUGGGCCGCCACUGAUCCUGCUGAUCUUUUUCAAGCUCCAAUUCAUAAGGCAGAAGCAAAUCCAAAGGCUCAUAUUUGUAGGCAUUUAAGUCAAGAAGCUCGUGGUUGCAAUCAUUUGGUAUUGUGGUUGGACUGUGAUCGUGAAGGAGAAAAUAUAUGCUUUGAAGUUAUUCAGUGUACCGGUUUUCAAGCAAAUGAUGAUAGAAGAAAGGUUUAUCGCGCACGAUUUUCUUCAGUUACUGAGAAAGACAUUUUGAAGGCCAUGAACUGCCUAGUUGAACCCAACGAAUAUGAGGCACUAGCUGUGGAUGCUCGGCAAGAGAUAGAUUUGAAAGUUGGUGUUGCAUUCACACGAUUUCAAACUAGUUUUUUCCAGGGAAAAUAUGGCAAUCUUGAUUCCAGAGUUAUCUCAUAUGGGCCGUGUCAAACUCCUACCCUUGGGUUUUGUGUACAGAGGUAUUUGCAAAUUACUACUUUUAAGCCAGAAAAGUUUUGGGCUUUGCGCCCCCACGUAAUGGUAGAUGGCUAUGAACUUCAACUAGAAUGGGAACGUCACAAGUUAUUUGACUUGGAUGUUGCUUUGAUGUUUCAAAAGCUGGUAUUACAGGAUAGAAUAUUGGAAGUAACUGAUAUGUCAGAGAAACAGGAAAGCAAAGGCCGUCCUCCUGGUCUAAACACAGUGAACCUUCUAAAGAUUGCUUCAAGUGCAUUAGGCUUCGGACCUCAAGUGACCAUGCAGCUGGCUGAACGUCUAUAUAUUCAGGGAUUUAUCAGUUAUCCACGCACAGAGAGCACUGCCUACCCUUCCUCAUUUGAUUUUAAAGGCACACUUGGUGCACUAGCAAACAAUCCAAUGUGGGGCGAUUAUGUCCAGGGACUGCUUUCUGGUGGUUAUCAUAAGCCUCAGUCUGGAAAAGAUGCAGGUGACCAUCCUCCUAUAACUCCAAUGCGGUCAGCAAAUGAGGAUAUGCUUGGAAGAGAUGCUUGGAGACUAUAUCAGUAUGUCUGCCAACAUUUUCUGGGGACUGUAUCUCCAGACUGCAAGUAUACAAGGACAAAGGUAGAAUUCUCAAUUGGUGGAGAGUUCUUCCAUUGUAUAGGUCUGCAUGUUACAGUCAAAGGAUUUACAUCAAUUAUGCCAUGGUUGGCAGUGAGUGAGAAAAAUCUUCCUCAGUUUGCAAAAGGAGAUAAAAUUGAAGUUUCUAAAGUUGAGCUAUUUGAGGGGCAAACUGUUCCUCCAGAUUAUCUCAGUGAAAGUGAGCUGAUUUCUCUGAUGGAGAAGAAUGGAAUAGGUACAGAUGCAUCAAUAUCUGUACAUAUUAACAACAUCUGUGAGCGCAACUAUGUUCAGGUACAAGCUGGUAGAAAGUUGGUUCCAACUGCUUUGGGUAUCACACUAAUAAGAGGCUAUCAAUGUAUUGAUCCAGAUCUCUGUUUACCAGAUAUUCGUGGUUUUAUUGAGCAGCAGAUUACCCUUGUUGCCAAGGGUGAGGCUGAUCAUUCUUGUGUUGUUCAGCAUGUGCUAGAACAAUUCAAGCGGAAGUACAGUUACUUUGUUAAGCAGAUUGACAACAUGGAUGCAUUGUUUGAAGCACAGUUCUCCCCACUUGCUGACUCAGGACGUGCUUUUAGCAAAUGUGGUAAAUGCCUGAGGUACAUGAAGUACAUUUCUAGCCAGCCAUCGCGUUUAUAUUGUGGUACAUGCGAGGAAGUUUAUUAUCUUCCUCAAAAGGGAACAAUCAAGCUGUACAAGGAACUAACAUGUCCUUUGGACAACUUUGAGCUGUUGAUCUUUGCCAUGGCUGGUCCAGAAGGCAAGUCAUUCCCUCUUUGUCCUCUCUGCUACAAUAGUCCUCCUUUUGAAGGUAUAGACGCUCUCUUUGGUGCUUCUAAGACCGGUAGUUCUGGGAUGUUGGGGAAGGGGGCCGGCAUGCCAUGCUUCCUCUGUCCGCAUCCGACAUGUCGACAUUCUUUGAUAGCUCAAGGGGUUUGUGCUUGCCCCGAAUGCAAUGGGACACUUGUUUUGGAUCCUAUAAGUGCUCCCAAGUGGAGACUUUACUGCAAUAUGUGCAAUUGUCUUGUCUUGCUCCCUCAAGGUGCUCACCGGAUUUCCACUACUCGAGAACAAUGUCCUGAAUGUGACUCAACAAUCAUAGAAGUGGAUUUCAACAAGAAUACAACGCCCUUGGAGGAUGGAGCAACCCUGCAUGUUGGUUGUAUUCUUUGUGAUAAUCUGCUUCAUUCUCUCGUCGAGGUGAAGCAUGGAAAGUCGUUCUUCAAGCGAGCUGGUAAGUGGGCAAGGGCAAGGGGAAGAGGUGCUUAUAGAGGAAGGGGACGGGGUCUUGGGAAAAUGGACCCUAAGAUGAGCUUUCGGGAUUUCUAAACGAGCUUUUCUGGAUAAUUAUAUUGCUCUUCUUCAUAAACAGGGAAUCCGGAGUUUGCUACGUUAUGUUGCUGUACGAGCAUAAAGCUGUGAACUUGUGGCGUUUGGAACCUUGACGAGAAUGAGAGUAUUAACUAUUUUUAUUUA
This is a messenger RNA of Populus trichocarpa (black cottonwood), 2830 nucleotides long. RefSeq names its product DNA topoisomerase 3-beta. Gene Ontology annotation, cellular component: nucleus. The record is from RefSeq and is a predicted model, not a curated record. Gene Ontology annotation, biological process: DNA topological change. The transcript has 15 exons. NCBI's taxonomy places the organism in Eukaryota, Viridiplantae, Streptophyta, Magnoliopsida, Malpighiales, Salicaceae. Gene Ontology annotation, molecular function: DNA topoisomerase type I (single strand cut, ATP-independent) activity; DNA binding. The coding region runs from base 89 to 2683 and encodes 864 amino acids.